Trichoderma breve is the source of this 1083-nucleotide messenger RNA. RefSeq lists its product as uncharacterized. NCBI's taxonomy places the organism in Eukaryota, Fungi, Ascomycota, Sordariomycetes, Hypocreales, Hypocreaceae. The transcript is spliced from 4 exons. The record is from RefSeq and is a predicted model, not a curated record. Bases 1 to 1083 code for a protein of 360 amino acids.
AUGAAGACUUCCGUCGCUGUUUCUCUUCUUCUCGCCGCUGCGGCCGAGGCUCGAUUCGGCCAAGAGCAGGGCAACGGAGCCAUCGCCGCCAUUCAGGCAUUGUCAAACUUGGGACAACCCGGACAGGCCGCCACCCUGGCUGGCAAUGCCAUUCAGUUCCUCCUCGCUGCUGCAAACCCUUGUGGCAAGCUCAGCCAUGCCGAUUCAAUUCUAGAGGAGCUGGGAACAAGUGACGCUGCCGUUGCAGCAGCCCGUGGCCUCGUUGCGGCUGAGCAAAACUUCAACCCCUUUGUCCUCCGGGGUGUCGUUCCCCUGAUUGACCCUGCGGUUGUCGGAUCGGAUCUCGAGAACAAGAAUGCAGCGGCUUCCAAGACUAAGCCGUUCGCAGCUGAUGGCCUCAGUGUCGCUCAAGUCAUGGUCCAGAAUGGCUUCUCCAACUUUACGGCUGUUGCUUUGGAUGGCAGCAAGUCGGAUGCCUCGGGAGGAUCAUCGGCAGCCGGAUCGUCUGCUGCUGCACCGGUCGCCACAUCGGCCUCAGCAGCACAGGCAUCUGCUCCUCCGGCUACUGCAGUGAACAACAAUGCGGGAUGCAACAUAGCAACUGCUGAGGCUUCCAGCGCGCCCGCCUCGUCUGGCAAUGCUUCAUCUGGAAAUGCGUCAUCUGGAAAUGGCUCUGGAGCCGUCAAGAACGCCGUCACGGGCAACUUUGAUGGCUUCGUGGCCUCGACCAUUGCAGGCCUGGACUUUGGACUCUGCGUCCCCACCAUGAAGUUCGAAGCUGGUCUCGACGGACGAUCCGACACCGAGUUUACCUUCCAGGCCAUCGACCCCCUUGUCAACAAGGGCCAAGAGGAGGCGCUCAACCCCAACAUCAUCACCAACCGGAUCCACGACCAGCUCACCAACGUGUGCGGAGCCAACGCGGCGGCCAAGGCUGCGGUUGCGGAUGCUCAGGCCAAGAUUUCGGCGCUGGGAACUAGGAAUGCGGAUACUGCCAACACGUGGAACUCGCUUCUUGGAUUCGCAAACACAAACAUUAACCCCGACAAUGCGCCUCAGGCUGGCCUUGUUGGUCACACCUAA